AUGGAAGGGCCGGUCAGCUUCGAGGCCAUGGCCAAGCCGACACCUCGUUAUCAAGCCCCUGGGAGAGUCCCGGAAAUAGACCGCACACCACGAGCUUAUACGGCCGAAUCGCGUGGGCGAGAUUCAUACCUGGCACGGCCGCCACCCGUUCACGAGACAUCAUCGGAUGCAAAGUCGUGGUCGCGCCAGACCGAGGAUGCCUUAGAUGCAUAUAGACAAAGGGAUGAAAAACAUCAUGUCAAUGAUAACCAGACUAUGUCCGGUAGCUACAAAAAGAAGUCUGACGGACCCGAGAAAAAGUUGGAUAUCGAAGUAACCGAGUACCGUUUGGACUCUGGCGACAGCGACAUCCAUAGUGAAGCCAAAAUGGACGGGUCAAGCAAAAGGCCAUACAAGACGGCAUCGAGCUAUUUCGCGACUUACAUCGAAGCUGAACAAGUGAGGCCCGAAAUAGCUCAGAACCUAGAGGCCCACCACGAGCCACCGAAAAACCACAGAAUGACCAAGAUGAUUGUCAAGGAGGACAUCGAUUUCUUCACGGCUCUCUUGGAAGGUCAUACACCGCCAGUGGCGAUGGAGGAGACGCAAGCUUUUGUGCACGAUGAAACCGAGACACAGAGGCGAAGUGAGGAGACUAGGGAACGCGAGGCGGAUAUGAGGCGCCGGGAAGAGGAGGAGACGGCGAAGGCGGAUACGGACUUCUUUUUAAUGUUGAUGCACAAGGAAUGA
Molecule: messenger RNA, 729 nt
Organism: Diaporthe amygdali
Lineage: Eukaryota; Fungi; Ascomycota; Sordariomycetes; Diaporthales; Diaporthaceae
Exons: 2
Coding region: 1-729 (242 amino acids)
Source: RefSeq, a predicted model, not a curated record